Messenger RNA from Lithohypha guttulata, 390 nucleotides. It is a transcript of the gene ATP14, whose product is annotated as ATP synthase F0 subcomplex subunit H atp14. Lineage: Eukaryota; Fungi; Ascomycota; Eurotiomycetes; Chaetothyriales; Trichomeriaceae. The record is from RefSeq and is a predicted model, not a curated record. Gene Ontology annotation, biological process: proton motive force-driven ATP synthesis. Bases 1 to 390 code for a protein of 129 amino acids. The transcript has 3 exons. Gene Ontology annotation, molecular function: proton-transporting ATP synthase activity, rotational mechanism.
AUGUCGCGAACGCUGAGAGUUACGAGCUCUCUCGCAGCUCGUUUGAGCUCCAGGAGUGCUUAUGUCUCCCACAGAAGCUUUGCCGUCUAUGCUGCUGCUAGAAAACCCGAUCUGAUACAAGACAUGUAUUUGAAGAGUCUCAGAGACUACAAGGCACCACCACAAAAGGCCUCUGACGCUGAGGGCCAUGUACAAAAGUUCAACCCGCCUGCUGCACCCCGAUCCCCAGAAGAAACGAAUUUAGCGAACGAUAUGAAAGCGUACGAGGAUCAGGUGGUUGAAAUUGAAGGCCAGGCUGCUGCUGGUGAAGCACAAGAACCGGAGGAAGACUAUUUCGAAGACUUGAAGCACAUCGACGGCAAGCUGACUACAGGAGAGGGCCAUCACUGA